This is a messenger RNA of Nerophis lumbriciformis (worm pipefish), 672 nucleotides long. NCBI's taxonomy places the organism in Eukaryota, Metazoa, Chordata, Actinopteri, Syngnathiformes, Syngnathidae. The record is from RefSeq and is a predicted model, not a curated record.
GUUGAAGGACCCCGAAGAGCCAAGAUGGCCGCGCCCGCGGCAGACGCCGGGGAGUUUGAAAGUUGGUUAAAUGAACGCCUGGACGCGUUGGAAGUGGACCGAGAGGUGUACGGCGCCUACAUUUUGGGCGUAUUACAAGAAGAGGAGAGCGACGAGGAGAAACGAGACGCGCUUCAAGGGAUUUUAUCGGCUUUUUUGGAUGAAGAAAACACACUGGAAGAUGUCUGUCAGCAGAUCAUCAAGCAUUGGAAAGAGUACCACAGCUCAGCAAACAUGCGAGAUGCCGGAGACGUUGAAGUCCAAGCCAUUGCCAGUAUGAUCGAGAAGCAGGCUCAGAUUGUGGUGAAGCAGAAAGAAGUGUCAGAGGAAUCCAAGAAACGCAAGGAGGCCCUACUGGCGCAAUACGCCAACGUUACGGAUGAAGAGGAUGAAGGUGAAGAAGAGGAUUCGCCAAAUGGAAACCUCAUGCCUGGACAGGAUAAGUCCAUGUUCAAGAACACUAAUGUGGAAGAGGUCCUGAACAGGCAAAAGCAAAAGCGGGAACAGGCCCGCGAAGACGCCCAGAAGAAGAAGGAAAUGGACAAGAUGCAGCGGGAAAAGGACAAACUGGCCAAACAAGAAAGGAAGGAGAAAGAGAAAAAGCGCACGCAAAAGGGAGAACGCAAAAGAUAA